Messenger RNA from Stegostoma tigrinum, 795 nucleotides. RefSeq names its product ferritin, middle subunit-like. Gene Ontology annotation, cellular component: cytoplasm. The transcript is spliced from 8 exons. Gene Ontology annotation, molecular function: ferrous iron binding; ferric iron binding. Gene Ontology annotation, biological process: iron ion transport; intracellular iron ion homeostasis. NCBI's taxonomy places the organism in Eukaryota, Metazoa, Chordata, Chondrichthyes, Orectolobiformes, Stegostomatidae. The record is from RefSeq and is a predicted model, not a curated record. The coding region runs from base 1 to 795 and encodes 264 amino acids.
AUGGUUUCCCAAGUGUGUCAGAACUACCACAAGGACUGUGAGGAUGCUGUUAACAAGCAGAUCAACCUGGAGCUCUAUUCCUCCUACGUUUACCUCUCCAUGUUCUCUUACUUUGACCGGGAUGAUGUUGCCCUGCAUCACUUUGCUGAGUUCUUCAAGGAGCAGUCCCAUGAGGAACGGGAACACGCUGAGAAACUGAUGGCAUUCCAGAAUAAACGUGGAGGUCGAGUCCUCCUGCAGGACAUUAAGAAGCCAGAGCAGGAUGAGUGGGGCAAUGGUCUGGAGGCAAUGCAGAGAGCUCUGCAGAUGGAGAAGGAUGUGAACCAGAGUCUGCUGGAUCUGCACAAACUGGCCUCUGGCCACAUGGACCCUCAUCUGUGUGACUUCCUGGAGAGGCACUACUUGGAUGAGCAAGUGAAGAUGAUCAAGAAGCUGGGAGAUCACAUCACCAACCUGAAGAGACUGGGAGCCCCUGACAAUGGCAUGGGAGAGUACCUGUUUGACAGGGGUGACAGUUUCCUUUAUUUAAAGGAUGAGGAUGUCUCUGAGCUGACACCAUUUAUUUAUCCAUUGCUCAUUGUCCCCAAGGCCAGGUCAGAGUCACACACGUGGCUGUGGUUGCAGCGUCAUACGCAGGCCAGAAUUUCUGGAAUGAACCUGGGCAGAAAGUUAAUUGGCUACGAUGAUAAUCGUUUUCCCAAGUCCCUCGAUGUAGAAGUGGACGGGAUGUCUGUGCUUGAAAUUUACAAGUGGAUUCAUGGAUUUGACAGGAAUCAAGAUAGUGACCAGAGCUAG